ACUAAAUUUACCUCUUUGCGGAACCCUCUUUUUGGCGAUAAAGAUAAUUCUUUGACGAUGUGGGGAAUAAAGGCUACAUGCCUAAGAGUCCCGUAAUAGAACCCUUCCUUGGUCCUUGGUCCUCAGUGGCUACGCUGAUGUACACUGGUGAAAUAUGCAUCCCGUUUUUUCGACAUGCCAACAUUGUCAGUUUCAUCAUCAGGCAAAAAGACGAAACAGCAAAGUGGACUUUUCAAAUUUGUCUAUUUGUUUGAAUUGUAUACAAACAUGAGAAGAGAAAAUGAUUGUAACAGCUUUAAAGUACAUUAAAAAUUACUAAUAUCAAAAUAUUUGUUUGAUUUUGCCUAUAUUAUACUUUCUGUAGUUUAACGUAUUUACUUUUUUUUCCAAUGAUUUUUCAUUUUUUAAUUUUUAUAUCGUCUUUGCUUUUAUUAGCAAAAUAUGGUUUUUGUGAUUCAGAUUCUUGCUAUGUAGAGGGAAGUAGUAUAGAAUGCGAUUCUGCACAUUCGAAGCCGGUAAUAACAAAACAUCGGAAUAAAAGGUAUCUCCUGUAUGAAGUGAAUCCUGGUGAAGGAUUUAAUCUCAGAAGAGAUGUUUAUAUGCGAAUGGCUGUGCUGGUGAAAAGAUUAAAUGAAGAAGAUUUGUUGAACACAUGGGUACUAGUUCUUCCACCAUGGGGGCCUUUAUACCACUGGAAGACAAAAGAUAUUGGCUUCCAGGAACAAAUAAAAUGGUCAAAUUUCUUUGACAUUCCCAGUCUUGCCAAAUAUGUGCCUGUAAUGGAACUAGAUGACUUCUUGGAUGAUCAUGGAUUUAAAAUUGAUGUAGUAUAUUACUUACAACAUUAUGCAGAAGGAUGGACUGAUGAUCGCUGGGAAGAACGUGCAGAUAUAAGAGACUGUGUGGAUUCUCAUCCAUAUCAGAAAACAAAAAAUGGUAAAAUUCAUGGAUGGUUUUGGGGAUAUUCAGAUAUUUUUUCAGAUGAUUUUUAUUGUUUAUCAAUUCAAGGAUAUAGCAGUACUUUGAAAAGAUUUCUUCAAACUUCAGCUGCUAGUGCUAUUAUGGUAGAUCGGGCUGAAGUCAUUUUACAUGAUUCAUUUGGUGAUGCUGAAUACUGGAGGGUUAGACGUAGUAUUGUUUUUUCAAAAAAGCUCAUUGCUAUUGGAGAUGAUUUUAGACAUAAGUACUUAAAUUCAACUGAUGAGAAGGAUAAAACUGUGAAAAGCUAUGAUAAACAAAUUACUAAUUUUGAACGUAAAGCUGUAGGUGGACCUUACAUUGGUGUUCAUUUACGAAGACGAGAUUUUGCUUAUGCAAGGCCUAAAGAAGUUCCAAGUAUUGAACAUGCUGCUAAGCAACUUCUGAAGAUUAUGAAGAAGAAAAAUCUACAAACUGUAUUUGUAGCAACUGAUGCUUUAGAUUCUGAAUUUAAAAAGCUUCAAGUCUAUAUACCUAGUGCCAUGCGUUUUGUGCCAAGCAAGAAAGUUCAUAAAGAGAUAUUAGAUGGAGGAGUGGCAAUUAUAGAUCAAUGGAUAUGUGCACAUUCAAGGUUUUUCAUUGGAACAUUUGAAUCUACUUUUUCAUUUCGUAUUCAGGAAGAACGAGAGAUCUUAGGCUUUCCUGUUGAAACAACAUUUAAUCGAUUUUGUGGUGAUAAUCAAACAACUUGCCAACAGCCAUCAAGAUGGACUAUAGUUUAUUAAUUAAAAAUGUAUAUCAAAUGAUUUUAAAUUCAUAAUUACAUUUUUAUUGAACUUCAUAAAAAAUACUAAAAUUA
Stegodyphus dumicola is the source of this 1777-nucleotide messenger RNA. RefSeq names its product O-fucosyltransferase 2 (gene O-fut2). Lineage: Eukaryota; Metazoa; Arthropoda; Arachnida; Araneae; Eresidae. The record is from RefSeq and is a predicted model, not a curated record. Gene Ontology annotation, biological process: protein O-linked glycosylation via fucose. Gene Ontology annotation, molecular function: peptide-O-fucosyltransferase activity.